Molecule: messenger RNA, 2941 nt
Organism: Micropterus dolomieu (smallmouth bass)
Lineage: Eukaryota; Metazoa; Chordata; Actinopteri; Centrarchiformes; Centrarchidae
Gene: trpc6a
Product: transient receptor potential cation channel, subfamily C, member 6a
Exons: 14
Coding region: 94-2769 (891 amino acids)
Biological process (GO): calcium ion transmembrane transport; regulation of cytosolic calcium ion concentration; manganese ion transport
Cellular component (GO): membrane; cation channel complex
Molecular function (GO): inositol 1,4,5 trisphosphate binding; store-operated calcium channel activity; protein binding
Source: RefSeq, a predicted model, not a curated record
GGAAGGGAGAGAGAUAGAGAGUCAUACCACAGACACUUGAUUUUUCGUUCAUAUGAGCCACAAGCAGCCCCUCCAUUGUUCAUCACCUCUGGGAUGAACCACAGACCGCCAGGUGUUCAUCAUAACAGCCGACCUGUGGGUUACACCGAUAGCCCCAGGGCUCGGAGCCGUGACAACCUGCUCAUGUACGAUGACUUUGGAGAGGAGAACUGUUGCUCUGGACGAUGCCUCAGCCACAGCAGCUCUGAGAAACAGCUCAUGGCUCGCCUCACUGCUGUUAAACGACGCCAGGCUCUUCGUGGCCCUGCCUACAUGUUCUCUGCUCCUUCAAUCAGCCCAUCAGAGGUUGAGCAACGUUUCCUGGAGGCAGCUGAGUAUGGCAACAUACCGGAGGUGCGGCGCAUGCUGCUCCAUGUGCCAGAGUUGAACGUCAAUGCUGUUGACUACAUGGGCCAGAAUGCUUUGCAGCUGGCUGUAGCCAACGAACAUCUGGAGGUGACGGAGCUGCUGCUGGUGAGGCCGGAUUUGGCCAGAGUGGGUGACGCCCUCCUGUUAGCCAUCAGUAAAGGUUAUGUUCGUAUCACAGAGGCCCUAUUGAGUCACCCGGCAUUUAGAGAUGCCCAUCGUCUGACAGCGAGCCCUGCUCAAGUUGACAUGUUGGAUGACUUCUACGCUUAUGAUGAAGACGGGACGAGGCUAUGUUUAUUUGUGUGUGUACAUUCCCACAGGUUCUCUCAUGAUGUUACUCCAGUAAUCCUUGCAGCGCAUUGCCAGGAAUAUGAGAUAGUUCACACCCUGCUCAGUAAAGGGGCUCGCAUUGAUCCUCCUCAUGAUUACUUCUGUGGCUGCGACUCCUGUAACUACCAGCAGCAGUUUGACUCCUUCAGCCACUCAAGAUCAAGGAUCAAUGCCUACAGAGGACUCGCCAGUCCUGCUUACCUCUCCCUGUCCAACGAGGACCCGGUGCUUGCAGCCCUGGAGCUCAGCCACGAACUGGCCAUGCUGGCUAAUAUUGAGAAAGAAUUUAAGAACGAGUACUGCUGUCUGUCCACCCAGUGUAAGGACUAUGUGGUGGGCCUUCUGGAUCUGUGUCGCAGCACCGAGGAGGUGGAGGCCAUACUGAGCGGAGAAACUGAUUCUGAAGACAACUAUAAUCUACCAGGUCGCCCCUCCCUCACACGGCUCAAAUUAGCCAUCAAGUAUGAACUCAAAAAGUUUGUGGCUCAUCCUAACUGCCAGCAGCAGCUGCUGAGUAUCUGGUAUGAGAAUCUGCCUGGCUUGAGACAACAAACCACUGCUGUCAAACUGCUGGUGGUGCUGGCCGUGGCUAUAUGUCUGCCUGGACUGGCUCUGGCUUACUGGGUGGCUCCAUGCAGCAGAGUGGGGAAAGUCAUGCGUAGCCCCUUCAUGAAGUUUGUGGCCCAUGCCUCAUCCUUCACCAUUUUUCUGGGUCUUCUGAUCCUGAAUGCUGCCGACCGUUUCGCAGGCACCACGCUGCUGCCAAACAUGACCCACCAUCAGCUCCCAGGAGGAUCCCAACUCGACCCGCUGCUGCUCUACCGCAUGACCACAACACCCUUCACGUGGAUGGAGAUGCUCAUUAUUUCAUGGGUCAUGGGUAUGAUCUGGACUGAGGUGAAGGAGAUCUGGAGUCAAGGGCCGGGGGAGUACCUGGUCGAACCGUGGAACUUCCUGGACUUUGGAAUGUUGGCGAUCUUUCUUGCCUCCUUCAGCUGCCGCUUCUCCACUCUGAGACAUGCUGCCUUAGCCCAGACCUAUGUACACACACACUACACAACACUGAUUAAUGUCACGCUGCCCCCCGAGAUACACUACUUUACACUGGCACGGAUCUACUGGUUGCCGUCAGAUCCCCAGCUGGUGUCGGAGGGCCUAUAUGCGGUGGCGGUGGUGCUGAGCUUCUCUCGGAUUGCUUAUAUCCUCCCAGCCAAUGAGAGCUUUGGCCCACUGCAGAUCUCUUUAGGGAGGACCGUCAAGGACAUCUUCAAGUUCAUGGUCAUCUUCAUCUUGGUCUUUCUUGCGUUCAUGAUCGGCAUGUUCAACCUGUACUCUUAUUACCUGGGGGCGAAGCAGAAUGAUGCCUUCACCACCCUGGAGGAGAGCUUCAAGACGCUGUUCUGGGCUAUAUUUGGACUGUCUGAGGUCAGGUCUGUUGUGAUCAAUAAUGGACACAAAUUCAUUGAGAACAUUGGUUACGUGCUGUACGGGGUUUACAACGUCACCAUGGUUAUUGUGCUGCUCAACAUGCUCAUCGCCAUGAUCAACAGUUCCUUUCAGGAGAUCGAGGAUGAUGCUGAUGUUGAGUGGAAGUUUGCUCGGGCCAAACUCUGGUUCUCGUACUUUGAGGAGGGAAGGACGCUUCCUGUGCCCUUUAACCUGGUCCCCAGUCCAAAAUCUAUUCUGGGUCUGGCUAUGGCCAUCAAGUCCUUGCUCCUGCAGUAUGUGGUAGGACACAGUAUGGAAAAAACUGCGACACAGCUCAAUCAGCUCGGAGAAGAAAAGACUUCAGGAUUUGGUGCUUCUACAAUUCCAACCAGAUAUCAGAAGAUCAUGAAGCGACUGAUAAAGCGUUACAUCAUCAAAGCCCAAGCAGACAGAGAGAGUGACGAGAUAACUGAAGGUGAGCUGAAAGAGAUCAAGCAGGACAUCUCCAGCCUGCGGUAUGAGCUGCUAGAGGAAAAAUCCCAGAACACGGAGACACUGGACGGACUGCUGAGGAGGCUGGGAGAGAUCGGUACACCUUCAUAAUAGCACUGCCAGUCACCCUGACGUGUACAUUUAACUGUACAGCUCAAAGAGUUUUAAAUUCUUAAAUGCCUGCUCUCCAUCACUGAAUGUAGAUACAGUACAGUAGUGAUAAUACAACAAUGAAUGUGUGUAUACGAAUAUAUAAUUAAACUGUAGCUUGCUGAUAGAAUGA